This is a messenger RNA of Sciurus carolinensis (gray squirrel), 888 nucleotides long. RefSeq names its product proteasome 20S subunit beta 1 (gene Psmb1). Gene Ontology annotation, cellular component: proteasome core complex. The transcript has 6 exons. The coding region runs from base 53 to 775 and encodes 240 amino acids. The record is from RefSeq and is a predicted model, not a curated record. Lineage: Eukaryota; Metazoa; Chordata; Mammalia; Rodentia; Sciuridae.
CUUCCGGCUGGGCCGCCAUCUCGCCGUGAGACAGCAGCAGCCGCGCAGCGCGAUGUCGUCCGCAGUCUCACCCUGGGGGCUCGGCGGGCUGACGGAGAUGGAGCCUCUCGGCGCCGCGGGCCCUCGGCGGCUGCGCUUCUCGCCCUACGCCUUCAACGGAGGUACUGUAUUGGCAAUUGCUGGUGAAGACUUUUCGAUUGUUGCUUCUGACACUCGACUGAGUGAAGGCUUUUCAAUUCACACCCGGGACAGCCCCAAAUGUUACAAGUUAACAGACAAAACAGUCAUUGGAUGCAGUGGUUUUCAUGGAGAUUGUCUUACCCUGACAAAGAUUAUUGAAGCAAGACUGAAGAUGUACAAGCAUUCCAAUAAUAAGGCCAUGACAACGGGGGCCAUUGCUGCAAUGCUGUCUACCAUUCUGUACUCAAGGCGUUUCUUCCCAUACUACGUCUACAACAUCAUCGGUGGACUUGAUGAAGAAGGGAAGGGAGCUGUGUACAGCUUCGACCCAGUGGGCUCCUACCAGAGAGACUCCUUCAAGGCUGGAGGCUCAGCAAGUGCCAUGCUGCAGCCCCUGCUUGACAACCAGGUUGGUUUCAAGAACAUGCAGAACGUGGAGCAUGUGCCACUGUCUUUGGACAGAGCCAUGAGGCUGGUGAAGGACGUCUUCAUUUCUGCAGCUGAGAGGGACGUGUACACUGGGGAUGCCCUCAGGAUCUGCAUUGUGACCAAGGAGGGCAUACGGGAAGAGACGGUUCCCCUGCGAAAGGACUGAUACGGGCUGUCCCUGGGGCUGUUGGGCAAGGUUGUUUUAUUAUGAAAGAACCCUAAAGUUACCUGUUCUAUGAAAAUGUAUUUUAUCUGACAAGACAGAUUAAGGAAGUAGAA